Sapajus apella (tufted capuchin) is the source of this 561-nucleotide messenger RNA. Its product is annotated as cuticle collagen 13-like. NCBI's taxonomy places the organism in Eukaryota, Metazoa, Chordata, Mammalia, Primates, Cebidae. Bases 1 to 441 code for a protein of 146 amino acids. The record is from RefSeq and is a predicted model, not a curated record. The transcript is spliced from 4 exons.
AUGGCGGCCAGGGCGAAGCGCCCCCGCGCAGCGCGGCGCGGACCCCUCGGCGCCCCGGGCCGCUCGCUCAGCAGGGCGAGCGGAGGGGCUGCCGGCGUCCGGGGCGAGCGCGCCGCGGCUCCGCUCCCCGCCGCCGCCGGCCCCGCCAGCCAAUCAGCGCGCGGCGGCGGGCGCUGGCGGCUGCAGAGGCGGCCCUGGCGGGCGGCGCCGGGAAAGGGCGGCGGGCCCGGGGGCCUGCGGCUGCCGGGGAAAGGACCAGGGAUUCCGGGGUUCCGGGGAGCGAGCCGCCGGCGAGCGCAGGCGAGGCGGAGGACGGUAGCCCCGGCAGGCCCCGGACCCCCCGGUUCAACUGUCUUAAACAAAAAAGAAAAUGGAUUAUCUCGUAUAACAAUAAACCUGGAGCUCCUCACUAUGUCUCCUAAUAUCUUUGUAAUUUCUUAAUGAUAGGAGCUAUAGGAGCAACUUUUCCUGAAAUAUUGGGCUUAGUCCCUGACUGCUGAAACAGGUCCAGAAUGGUAAGUUGUAGUAUUAUUAUUUUUUGUUUGUUUUCUUUUCUUUUCU